UCAUAAUAAUGAGUUUCUUAGAGAUAACAAUUUAAUACUGGAUGAAUUUAUUAUUUUAUAGUUCAUAUUUUUCAUUAUUUUAUCUGAGUUCCUUAAUUAUAUUUGUAUACAAUACUACAGACUAAGAUAAAGAAAAUUUUAUUUAUCUUUUUACAUUGUUAUCACCUUAAAUUAUCAGAUAAAAUGUGUUCAAGCGGUUUCAACAUACAUAUUUUUGUGAUGGGUUUAAUACUAAAUGAGUGAUGUGUCCAACAGGUCUGAUGGAAGAAAACUUCCUCGACGCCAGAGAUCUAUUUAUCAAAUCCACUACGGUCUGGAACCGCGAAGGGGUUCUGUGAUGGCGUCUCCGCUCCCAUUGCGGCGCUUCACGCGGCAGGUGGCGGGACAUAGCGGGGACGUGGCAGGAGGGAAAUACACAGGCCUUCUCCAAUGCAGCGACGGCACAAUCCUCAAGCCCAUACUGAAAGAGUCGCAGAAGAGAGAGGCCGAAUUCUACGAGAGAAUCACGUCUUCCAAUCGACCGGAUCUGGUUCAGCUCAGGAAGUUUAUGCCCAAGUAUUACGGCGUCAGGAAGUUUACUUACAACGGCUUCGAACAAGACUACAUCAUGCUGGAGGACCUCACGGACGGGAUGCUGGAGCCCUGCGUCAUGGACCUUAAGAUCGGCAGAAUCACUUACGAUCCAUACGCUUCCGUGGACAAGAUAAAGCGUGAAGAGAGCAAGUACACGCGCUGCAAGCAGCAGUACGGGUUCUGUAUACCAGGGUAUCAGGUGUACAGGGUGGGCGGACCCAGGGACGGGGAACUGGUCAGGGCGGGUAAGGAGCAGGGGAAGAUACUGUGCGGGGAACAGGUCGUCACAGUGAUCCGCUCGUUUCUGAACGCGAGUGCGGGCGCGGCGUGUCGUGUUCUGCUCCUUCAGCUGCUGGCAGCGCUGUGGGAGUUGCAGCGCUGCAUCUCGCGGGCCGGAGUGCUGCUCAGGUCGUCGUCGCUGUUGCUGGUGUACGACGCCUCCGCCCUCAGGGCGUGCUGCGGGGACAGUAGUGUCGCUCGCUGCCGCCCGCCCCGGUUGGCGCGGCGUCGCGCGGUGCCGAGCGUGUUUCCGUCGGGCGGCAGUAGUUUCAGUAGCCAGCUGUCGCAGCUGAGCCCGGUGUACCCCCGGCUGGGCGCGAGUCCCCCGGUGUCUCCGCGGACCCCGUCCCCUCCGGUGCUUUCGUCCUGGAGCGAGGCGCUCGCCCGCCUGGCCACCAGCCACUCCUUCGACAACAACUACCAGGAGAAGCUGAGCAGGAUGAAGCUGGAGUACCGCGCGCGCCUCGACCGCCUCGCCAACUGGAGCGGCGAGCGGCACCCGUGCGGAUCACUGCGGGUCGUGGACUUCGCGCACGCCUUCAUCCAGGACGAAGGGAACAUGAGGGUGGACGACAACUUCAAGGACGGCCUGGACAGCCUGGCCGACAUCCUCGAGGCGCUGCUCAAGGACACCGACGACCUCCUCUCCUAACCCCCCGAAUACUCUACGAGUGCCAACCACAUUUUCCUUAGAAUAUAUCCGUGACGAAGCCAAGUACGUGUUCCUCACUGUAUUAUACGACAGCUGGACAACAUUAUUGUGAGGGAGAUAUAUUUAAUUCUAGUUAGUAAAUGUUUGCUCAACUCCAAACCCCGCGGCUCCGCGCGGCGCGGCCGGGCCCGCGUGUGCUCCGCUCUGUACUUUCUGUAGUUUGUAAUAAAAGAGUUUAUAUGUCGUUUUCAUGUUAUAAA
Molecule: messenger RNA, 1764 nt
Organism: Danaus plexippus (monarch butterfly)
Lineage: Eukaryota; Metazoa; Arthropoda; Insecta; Lepidoptera; Nymphalidae
Gene: Ipk2
Product: inositol polyphosphate multikinase
Exons: 7
Coding region: 236-1504 (422 amino acids)
Biological process (GO): inositol phosphate biosynthetic process
Cellular component (GO): nucleus; cytoplasm
Molecular function (GO): inositol tetrakisphosphate kinase activity; inositol-1,4,5-trisphosphate 3-kinase activity
Source: RefSeq, a predicted model, not a curated record